UGCUGCGAGAAGGAAACGAGGAAGGUAAACAUCAGCUCUUUGUUCCAGCUGGGAAGAGAGUAACUUCACUGCUAAAACUGAGGGAGUGAGUGCAGCUCCUUUGGAACAGAAUGGAGAAUCCUUAUCUCGGCUCUUCUGCCAGGACAAAGCACCACGAUGCAGCCAGUGCCCCUGCACAGCCUUUCGGAGCUGGAAAGAGCCAGUCUACAAGAGAUCGCUCUAUACCAGCUGCAGGAGAAGCUGCUGCUCAGAGAUCUCAGCCUGGCCAAAGAUGGACCAAAAAGCAGUAAAUCUAUCCGCCAGAAACUGGAAAGCUUUUCGAAGGAGAAGAAAGACUGCUCUCCUCAGACUUUCGGCAUCCCGCUCUUCCAAGUCAUUGCCAAUGACCGUGCCUACAAGCAACUGCAGGAAGCACUGAAGAAGAGUCGCCGGCUCUGCCUGGAAGUGGAAGCAACGGUGACAAGAUUUCGGGCUCAGAGGCAGAAGAAGACCCUGAUGGGCAGGAGCUGUGGCCUGGUACCCUGCGGGGUCUUCCCGGAGGAGCCGCUUUCCCCAGCUUUUCCGAACCAGAGCUUCUGGGGCCAACGAAGGGGGGCAAUGUCUGUGGACUCCAUCACUGACCUGAGUGACAACACUUCUGAGCUGCUGGAAGCACUGCAGUUGUCGCACCCCCACGAGCUGGAUCCACGGAGAAGCCUGGGCAAGAAAAAGAUGCUGAGCCUCAACCCCAUCUCCUCGCAGGUUCCUCGGAUUGUGGACAGAUGUUGCAACCACAUUGAAAUGCACGGUCUCCAAACGGUGGGAAUCUUCCGGGUUGGGAGCUCCAAGAAAAGAGUUCAGCAGCUGAGGGAAGAGUUUGACCAAGGGCUGGAUGUUUUCCUGGACGAGCAUCAAAGUGUUCAUGAUGUGGCUGCUCUGCUCAAAGAAUUUCUUCGGGACAUGCCAGAUUCACUGAUUCCUGGAGAGCUCUAUGGAGCCUUCCUCAGCACAGCCAGCAUGGAUCGUCCGGCGCAGCUUGCCACCCUCCAGCUGCUGCUCUUCUUGCUGCCCCCCUGCCACAGCGACACGCUGCACCGGCUCCUGCGGUUCCUCAGCAAGGUGGCCCAGCAUGCCCAGAGCUCCUGGGGCCCCAACGGCCAGGAGAUUCCUGGGAAUAAAAUGACAGUUGCAAACUUGGCCACAAUCUUUGGUCCCAACAUCCUGCAGAAAGAGAAGCCUGGAGAGAAAGAUGCUGGUGCCAUGAACUUCAAAGACAGCGCUGCCAUCAUACUGGUACUCCAGAAGCUGAUUGAGCACUACCAGACCUUGUUCAUGGUCUCGACAGAAAUGCAGUGUCACAUCCUGAGGAGGCUGUUUCAGACAGACCCCGAUGUCAUCGACUACCUUCUGCGCAGGAAGUUCAACGCCGUGCCGAGCACGGUGAGUGAGGAUUCAGCAGACGACCAUGCUCCACCCCUGCUGCCUGGUCUCACCUGUAACCUGGAGAGCAGCUCAGUCUCCUCAGAGUUGUACAGCAAUGUCUCAUUCCUAAACCUGGACGUUGGCAUCUAGCAAGCCUGGUCCAUGCUCUCUGCACUGACUGCUGUGGACAAAACUGGGCAACUUUUUCCCAGCAAAAAAAGUCCUCUGUCCCACUUGGAGGAGUGGAGAAGUGAAGGUGCCUGUGAGAGCAUCCUUGGUACCAGCAGACAGGCCAAAUUAUUCUGGUGCUGGCAGACCCACAGCAGGAGAGGCAUUUGGAGGUUGCCAGCAGAAAGGCUGUCCAUGUGUGGGUGUGUUGGGAGAUGGCAACCAAGAAACUCCUGUGUUUGUGCAGCGGCUGCACAGGCACAGUGGUGCAGGCAGGGCUGUGUGAAGGCGAGUGAGCCAGAAAGCCACUGCCAUGUGCUGCAGCCUGCUAGUAGCUCUGAAGGGCUGCAGUGACCGCAGCACAGCAUCAUCCUGUCCCCUGCUGCUUCACAGGGCUUUGGGGCUUGAGGUUCCUGUCCUUGGAGCUGUGUGUGACAUCCUGGCUUGCGGUUAGAAUGAUAGAAUGUCCUGAGUUGGAAGGGACCCACAAGGACUAUCGAGUCCAACUCCUGGCCCUGCACAGGACAACCUCGACAUUCACACUGUGGGACUCAGGGCCUUGGCCAAAUGCUGCUGAAAUAUUGUCAGGCUCAGCGCCAUGACUGCUUCCCUGGGAGCUGUUCCAGGGUUUCACCACUCUCUGGGGGAAGAACCUUUUCCUCAUGUCCAACCUAAGCCUCCCCUGGCACAUCUUCCUGCCAUUCCCUCAAGUUCUGUCCUUGGUGGCCAGAGAGAAGAGCUCAGCACCUGCUCCUCCUCCUCCCCUUGUGAGGAAACUGCAGAGCACAAUGAGGUCUCCUUUCGGUCUCCUCUUCUCCAGGCUGAACAAACCAAGUGCCUUCAGCCACUCCUUACACUCUUCCCCUCUAAACCCUUCCCCAACUCCCUGCCCUCCUCUGGAUGCUCUCCAGCACCUUUAGAUCCUUUUUAUCCUGUGGUGCUCAAAACUGCCCCCAGUGCUCACGCUGUGCUGGAUGUACCCCAGGAGACGGUUGCCCCUCUUGGUUGCCAGGGCACUGCUGGCUCUUGUCCAAGUCGCCAUUGACCAGGACCCCCAGGUCCCUUCCCACAGGGCUGCUCUCCAGCCUCUCAUCCCUGGUCUGUCCAUCCAUCCAGGGCUGCCGUGUCCCAGGCAGAACACAGAACUUGCCCUUGUUAAAUUCCAUGUGGCUGGUGAUUGCCCCGCUCUCCAACCUGUCCAGAUCCCUCUGCAGGUCCUCUCUGCCCUCAGCAGCGUCAGUAGCUCCACCCCACUCUCCUGUCAUCUGCAAACUUAGUUAUUAAACCUUCAAGCAGCACACUGGGUGGCAGGGACUGCAGGGUGACUUCAUGGUGUCCCUGUCUGGGGAGGAGAGCAUCUCCCCUCCAAAUUGCCCCCAGCCCCAUGCACUGGGCCAGCAAACUGGUGCAGGCUGGGGAGCAGCAGGCAGUGCCAGACAGCUCACGCCAUGUUUGGUGGGCAUGACUUGGAGCACCAAACUAGACCCCAUCUGGUGUACCUGCAGGCUUCUGCUGGGCUCUUGUGGGGACAGCUGCUUACAGGGACCAGAGGAGCAGCAGCCUGGGGCUGAAAUGCCCUGUGUGGAUGGGGAGGAGACCAGCCUGAGGCAGAAGUGGAUGGAGAUCAUUAGUAGGGCAGGGAGGGUAGAAAACGCAGUUCAACUUUGUGCAAUUGCUGCUUUGGGAUCCCAUUUACUGCGUGUUGUGUCACAGGCUUGUGCGGAGAGAAAGUUCUCUGAGAGCUAUGGGAAUGUCCGUGGGGCUAAUGCAACAGCACCGUCAUGGUAAAGACACCCUGGCUUGCUUUGUUUGAACCCAGGUCUCAACCUGCUUACUUUAUGGACAGAAAACACUAUGUUGACCCCAAAAUGUAUUCACUGGUGUAGUAAGAUGGAAGCAUGUACUCUGAGGAUUAUAACCUUCAAUUUUCCUUGAGUUAAUAUUCAGUAAGUGGAAUUUCUAAUGUGUUUUACAGAUUAUGGUGUCUUUUGAUGAUCUUUGGCGGAGCUAUGUCUGGUUUGGUUUGUUCCCGGAGGUGUUCCUACUACUGUCCCUAAUGCUCUAAGUUCUGGAAGCCACUGCCAGUUAUGUAUUAAGGUACAUUUCUAGAUGGUAGAACAAAAUGAAUGUAAUCAGCAAAUGUAUUCUGUUCUUUUCUUUUCAUUUCCUCUGCCAGACAUGUCCUGGCAGCCCCUUCCAUAGAAACCCCCAUGGGCUGGGUCAUCCCUGGGUGAAAUAGUGGAGUAGAGAGGGAUGCUCAGUGAUAGGAUGAGAGGAAAUGGCCUCAAGUUGUGCCAGGGGAGAUUUAGAUUGGAUAUCAGGAACAAUUUCUUCAUUAAAACAGUGGUGAAGCCCUGGCAGAGGCUGCCCGGGGCAGUGGUGGAGACUCCAUCCCUGGAAGGGUUCAAAACACGUGGCUGUGGCACUUGACAGGGUUUAUCAGGCACGGUGGGGUUGGGCUGAUGGUUGGACUGGAUGAGCUGAGGUGGCUUUCUAAUCUUAAUGAUUCAAUGAUUCUCUGCUCUGGACAACUGUCCCAAGGCACCUUCAGGUGGGCUGGUCCAGUACUUGGAGCCACAGGCAGCACAAUGGAGGGUAAAAAGUCGGUGUGUGUGGAAGGAAAAGACAAAGCAACAGCAAAAGAGAUGUUUGUGAAUUCUGCAUGUGACAUUUUUUAUCAGUCAUUUAUCUUCUCAGCUCAUGUGGUUUAUAAUCUCUUGGCUUGAAAAGUCCAUUGUCAUGUUCAUGGUUUAGGUCUAGCUUCAAAAGAAAUGCAGCUGAAGAGUGCUCACAAGAGGGCAGGCAGGUGGGAAGCUGCUGAGGGCUAUUGUGGGAGGAGAACUGGUGCCCAGAGGAGUUCUGUGUGUAGAGAAUGGGGGCUGGUAUCACUGAAAUCGGGAAAAGAAACUUCUUAACAUCAACUGGGGGGCUUAAGAAGCAGGCAUUCUUUUAACAUGGCACCAAUAUAUGGGGGGAUCAAUCCUCCUAUAAUAUUUGCCAGUGAAUACAAGUAGCAAGUUAUUAUACACUGAAUUUAUUCAUAUGUAUUCUAUUUCUUGUAAAAAUCAUGCAUAUUAAUCACAUUUCCCAAUAUGAAUUAUAAUGUGGGUUCACCCUUUGCACACGCUCCCCACAGUUCUUUCUUGAGUCCAAGAUCACAAAGCAGACCCUGACUCUUGUUCGUUGGCAUCUGACCCCUUUGAACUUCCCACACAAGAUUUGGAAUCAGGGUUAUCUUGACCUCCCAACUUUUUCAGCUCCUGAAGUGCUGGCCAGAUUCUGGUCUUCUGCAGCCCUCAUUGUUUUAGUCCUUAAAUAUUGCCAUACCUGAAGGAUGGGAUGUCAUCCAGAGGGACCUCGACAGGCUGGAGAAGUGGGCCAAGUGUAAGGUCCUGCACCUGGUUCGGGCCAAUCCCCAUUUUCAGUACACUGUGGGGGAUGAUGUGAUUGAAAGCAGCCCUGCAGAGAAGGACUUGCGGUGCUGGUCAAUGAGAAGCUCAACACGAGCCAGCAAUGUGCGCUCACAGUCCAGAAGGCCAACCGUACCCUGGGCUGCAUCAAAAGAAGCGUGGCCAGCAGGGUGAGGGAAGUGAUUCUGUCCCUCUGUUCCUCUCUUGUGAGACCUCAUCUGGAAUACUGUGUCCAUUUCUGGAAUCCUCAAUGUAAGAAAGAUAUGGAGCUGUUGGAAUGGGUCCAGAGGAGGCUACAAAGAUGAUGGGAGGGCUGGAGCGCCUUCCCUAUGAGGACAGGCUGAGAGAGUUGGGCCUGUUCAGCCUGAGAAGAGAAGGCUCAGAGGAGAUCUCACAGCAACCUUACAGUACCUGAAGGGGCUACAGGAAAUCUGGAGGGGGCUGUUCAUAAAGGCUUGUGGGGAUAGGAUGAGGGGCAGAUUUAGACCAGGCAUUAGGAAGAAUUCCUUCACCAUGAGAGUGGUGAGACACUGGCCCAGGUUGCCAAGGGAGGUUGUGGCUGUCCCAUCCCUGGAGGUGUUCAAGGCCAGGUUGAUG
Cuculus canorus (common cuckoo) is the source of this 5576-nucleotide messenger RNA. It is a transcript of the gene ARHGAP36, whose product is annotated as Rho GTPase activating protein 36. Gene Ontology annotation, biological process: signal transduction. The transcript has 11 exons. The record is from RefSeq and is a predicted model, not a curated record. Lineage: Eukaryota; Metazoa; Chordata; Aves; Cuculiformes; Cuculidae. The coding region runs from base 157 to 1551 and encodes 464 amino acids.